AUGGAGAUGAACAGGAAUGCGAUGUAUAGGGAGGAAGUAGCCAAGCGAAAGCAGCAGCUCUCCACAUACGUACACUUUCGGAUACUUGCGUCUAUUCUUUGGUGGCUGGGUCUGGGUCUAUUCUGCAUUAUUCUUGUCGUUUCCUUUCUCAUUGGCAUGUUUAGAGAUAUUAGCCUCGGUGCUAAGGUGCUUGGAUACGGGCUAGCUGUCGUCUCCUUCCCUGCUGUGAUUGCCUUGAGCCUUACUUUUCUUCUAUCCUUGAUGGGCGAAUUGGUACGACGACGGCGAAAGGCAAGGGGAGCAGAUGAGGAAAAUGCCUCCCCAGUCAACCCGCCUGAACCUACGACUAGGAUGGCGGAGCUAGCAAGCGCUGCCGCCAACCACGCAGAAUUAGAUGACGAGGUGGCCAACGAGUAG
This is a messenger RNA of Colletotrichum costaricense, 417 nucleotides long. RefSeq lists its product as uncharacterized. The record is from RefSeq and is a predicted model, not a curated record. Lineage: Eukaryota; Fungi; Ascomycota; Sordariomycetes; Glomerellales; Glomerellaceae. The coding region runs from base 1 to 417 and encodes 138 amino acids. The transcript has 2 exons.